Messenger RNA from Tachysurus fulvidraco (yellow catfish), 1978 nucleotides. RefSeq names its product fucosyltransferase 10 (gene pofut3). The transcript has 6 exons. Gene Ontology annotation, molecular function: alpha-(1->3)-fucosyltransferase activity. The record is from RefSeq and is a predicted model, not a curated record. NCBI's taxonomy places the organism in Eukaryota, Metazoa, Chordata, Actinopteri, Siluriformes, Bagridae. Gene Ontology annotation, cellular component: Golgi membrane. Bases 216 to 1655 code for a protein of 479 amino acids.
UAUGACUUGGAGAUUAGUACCGGAAGUGAGGAUGCGGACCUCCGGCUGUUUGGGGACAGCAACACUAUGGCUGAACAACACCAACUUAUUGCACUUUAAUUUUUAACAAUGUAAACAUUAUUAAAGUAUGUCCAAUCUCUCCAGUGCCGAGACAACCUAAAGUCAUGUUUUAAGUAGCGGAAACAUGCUGUUGUUGGUGUUUCUACACGCAGGACAUGACGCGACUCAGUGCCAAGAAACUUUUGGCGUGUUGUGUUUGUGCUUCAGGUUGUGUUUUUAUCUUCAUCACACUGCAGGUGGUGAUGAUGCUGGGCCAGUUUGAGCAGGCGGUGCACAAACUCCCCCUAAAGGACAGAGAGGAGAUAACACAGAUCCAAGCUUUCCCUGCCAGAGCUGCAACCACUGAUGAUGGAGUACCUCCAGGUUCUGAGGGCCAUUACCCCAUUAUUGUAUGGUGGUCUCCACUAACCGGAGAGCUGGGCCGGCUCGGGGAGUGUGGACAUAACAGAUGUUUUUUUACAGUUAACAAGUCCUACCAUUCCCAUCCUUCUACACAGGCUUUCCUAUUUUAUGGUACAGACUUCAGCAUAGAAAGUCUCCCUUUACCAAGGAAGCAACAGCACCACUGGGCUCUUUUCCAUGAGGAGUCGCCUAAGAACAACUACAAGCUCUUCCACAAGCCUCUCAUCACCCUGUUCAACCACACAGCCACCUUUAGCCACCACUCCCACCUCCCUCUCACUACACAACACCUGGAGAGCCUCCAUGCGCUCACCUCCCACACGUUCCUGCUCCCUCUGGCCAGGAAGAACCAGCUGAGGCACACUCUGGCUCCUGUGGUGUACGUCCAGUCAGACUGCGACCCACCAUCAGAUCGCGAUGUCUACGUGCAGGAGCUCAGGAAGCACAUCCCAGUCGACUCCUACGGCCAGUGUCUGCACAACAAGGAUCUUCCCUUCCACUUGCGAGACUCCUCUGCCAUGGAUGAAGAGAGCUUCUAUCAGAUCCUAGCACAGUACAAAUUUAUCCUAGCGUUUGAAAAUGCCAUCUGCGAUGACUACAUCACGGAGAAACUGUGGCGGCCGCUCAAGCUCGGCGUGGUUCCUGUGUACUACGGAGCCCCUAAUGUUAACAUGUGGCUUCCGAGUAACAGAAGUGCAAUAGUGGUGGACCCAAAACAGCCUCCAGAGAAACUGGCCCAGUAUCUAAACAGUCUGGACAAAAACGACCAGGAGUAUUUAACAUACCUGGACUGGAAGCUGAAACAGGAGGUCACAAAUCAGAGACUUUUUAAAGAAGUGAUGGAGCGUCAGUGGGGUGUGCAGGACAUCACUCGGGAUAACUUUAUUGAUGUCUUUGAGUGCAUGGUGUGUAACAGGGUGUGGGAGAACAAGAACAGACAAAACAAGGGUUUGGUCCCCAGAGUGUGGCAGGCUGAAGAACAUCAUCUCACAUGUCCACCUCCAAAGCUGUUUGAUUUCGCUGUGGAUUAUUCUAACAGCUCUUCUCUGCGCCACAUCUGGAGAGCCAGUUAUGAGCAGUCAGUGAGAGAAGCCCAAGCACUUAGACAGCUAACACUGAGGAACAGGAACUUCACAGCUGCACAGUUCUGGAGGGAGGUGUUUCAGAACUGGAAAGCUUCAACCUGGAACUGAACCUCCAGCACAUUCUCUUGCACAAAUCUGCUCUCAAUGCAAACCCAGUCACUGAUGAGCUGAGAAAACGGGACGCCGGGCUUCCAGUAUAAACCUGUGCCAAAUUAAUGAGGCCCAGAUGAUCCACUGUUGUGACUCCGAACAAGGAGCAGAUGAGAAACAACUAUUGCACAAAUUCUUAUUUUAUUAUGUGUAUUAGUGAUGUAGCCACUAGAUGGCGACGCUGAUUUUGUAAAAAUUUAUUAUAUUUUUUAUGACAUGCACAGCUCCGUAAUCUGGUGUCAGAUCCAUUAAACAAAGUACAUUCACCAAAAAUGAGCAUA